UACUCCUUUAAUUUUGAUCCCAGUUUUUGUGUGUUCGUUUUUUAAUACACCAAACACAGAACCCGGGCCACGCCCACACCGCCAUGGAGGACCGCCGCCAGAGACUCCGGGCGUACCGGCGGGCCCGCCGAAAGUUCGCCCUCAUUGUCUACGUCCUGACCAUUGCCUGGAUGAUACUGGCCCUCAUCCAGUGGAUAAUCGUAGCCCUAAUCGCCGAAAUCAGCGACAUCUUCCGCGCAUCUUACUGGAUAAGCAUUAUAUUCUUUGUUGUGGCAAUGCUUCUGGUAAUCCUCUUCAUAUUCCUCGAGAAGGUUCGGUUCAUAAUCGGUCUCAACUGGCUGCUAACCGUAUUAAUAGUGGAGUUCAUCAUCAUCGGAUUGUUUGCACUGGUGUCCCGAUCUCCUUGGCCAGACAUAGUCAUGUGGUUCUUUAUCUGCGUGCUGCUCGUUUUCAUAUUCGUACUUCUGGGCUCCAUAAUUCCGCAUGACCUUACACUGGAUGUGGUGAUACUGUUCGUGCUGGCCUUCAUUUUCCUGAUGAUCACCAUCUAUUUCAUCAUGUUAUAUAUUCUGCUCGAGAUGCCGUACUCCUUUCUGAUAUUCCAACUCUUUGUUAGUACCAUUGUGCUGUUGUUCGUCAUGUAUCAUGCCCAGACCAUAAACGGGGGACGGUUCGCUGAGAUGCGACUCAAUGAUCACCUGCUGGCCUCGCUCAUCCUCUUCCACGACUUCAUCAUUCUCUUCCUGCUCUCCUUCUAUGCGCAGAUCAUCCACAAGUUUGCCUCCCGGUACUCUACAACCGGCGGUGAGACAACAACCCAAGAUGCGCCUCCAGACAGCGGUAGCGGACCGGAUAGUGGACCCAGCGGGAGUGAUAGUGAGAGAGGGAGUGGGGAUGUUGGCGGGUAACUUGCCCUGGCUGGAGUACCUUUUCAGGCUAUAAUAAUCGGGGAGGAAAUGCACCUUUCGGAGUGAUCACCAGCUGGUCUCGUUCAUCCUCUUCCACGACCUCAUCGUACCUCAUUCCCAUCCCAGUAUUGUCCUCCUCAUCCACAAGUUCCUUCAUUGGAUCAUUCCGUGCCAGUUAGAUGAGAGCGGGGAAGGGGAUGACGAGUCUAGCGGUAGCAAUAGUGACAGGAAUUCAUGAUCUCCCGGAAGGCCCCCGGAAACCGGAGCACCCAACUCCGGUUCUGGCUACGACUCCGGCGACUAUAUGUCUGUGGUUUUAUUGUGUGACGUGACCCCUUCGUAAGGAGAUCGUAUUAAUUCAUCCAAAAAUAAACAAGCAGAGCGCCUCUAACUGGAACCUUGAAACUUUAA
This is a messenger RNA of Drosophila ananassae, 1319 nucleotides long. RefSeq lists its product as uncharacterized. Lineage: Eukaryota; Metazoa; Arthropoda; Insecta; Diptera; Drosophilidae. The record is from RefSeq and is a predicted model, not a curated record. The transcript has 5 exons. Bases 84 to 908 code for a protein of 274 amino acids.